Candidozyma pseudohaemuli is the source of this 1863-nucleotide messenger RNA. It is a transcript of the gene VPS52, whose product is annotated as Vps52p. Gene Ontology annotation, biological process: retrograde transport, endosome to Golgi; endocytic recycling; Golgi to vacuole transport. Gene Ontology annotation, molecular function: syntaxin binding. Gene Ontology annotation, cellular component: GARP complex. NCBI's taxonomy places the organism in Eukaryota, Fungi, Ascomycota, Pichiomycetes, Serinales, Metschnikowiaceae. The record is from RefSeq and is a predicted model, not a curated record. The transcript is spliced from 2 exons. Bases 1 to 1863 code for a protein of 620 amino acids.
AUGAGUAUUGCAUACUUGGAAACGCUCUUGCCGAUCCACGAAUCUGACCAGGAUGGUAAGGCAGAUGAGUCUUUACUAGAGGAUCUUUCGGGCCACGACAUUGGCCUUUUAUCGGCCAAGUAUGAGGAGUUCCUAGACUCCAUGGCUCCUUACAAAGAGAAGCUUCAACCAAUCGAGAAGUUUCUCGAUUACUUCAACACUGAGGUAUGCAAGCUUUCUGACUCCUUGUUGUCGCUUCAACAGCAAUCGUCCCAGCUCACUUCGAACCUAGGUCUGCAAAGAGAGUUGGUAGACCAGCUCAAUCCAGUUAUUCUUGACUUGGUGAUCCCUCCACUGGUUUCCAAAAGCAUAGUCGUCGACCCUGUCGACGAGCUGUGGAUUGAAAACAUACGUUUCAUUGUGGAAAAGCAGCAACUCAUAAAGAAGGUGAAAAGUGUCCAGCUGACCGAUAAGGACCUGCUGUUCUUGGCGCCUUACAAGGACUCCAAAGCCUUUGAGGAGCUUCAAAAGGGUAUCAAGAUGUUGGAGGCCAAGGCAAUUGAGCGUAUUAGAGACCACGUCAUUAAUCAAAUUCGACUUCUAAGGAAGUCCCUCAAGACCUCGUCACAGAUCGUUCAAGAAGGUCUUUUGCAAAUCAAAGAGGCUUUCUACUUUUUGAAGGAAAGACAUCCCACACUUGCCAACCAGCUUCAACUUGCAUAUAUCUUCACCAUGAAGUGGUACUAUACAACCCGUUUCGCCAAGUACCUUUACGCUAUUCAAAAACUCAAGAUAAAACAGAUAGACACGACUUACGUCUUAGGUGCCAAUGAACACGGUGAGGCUAAAAGUGGUCUCCUUGGUGGUCUUUGGGAGUCGACAUACGCCUAUGCUUCUUCACCAGCCUCCCCUAAUCCUGGUGGUCCUAAUGCAUCUCAGGGUAGCUCCAGACCUUCGCUCAACGACUACUUUUCCUCAGUCAGAAAGCGUCUCGAAAUUCUCUCUGAAGACAGCGGUGAGAGCCGUCGCUCUAUUCCAUCACAAAUUGCCGAGACCACACCUUUUGCAUACUGGUUAGAAUUCAUUUACAACCAAUGGGCAAAUGCCGUUCUUGACAAUGUCAUUGUCGAAUAUCUUUUCUUCAUUGAUUUCUUCCAUGAGGGUGACGAGAAGGCAGUGCCUAUAAAGCAGCUUGAUCCAUCCAUGAAUAUUCCUAGCGGCUCUGAUCAGACAUGGUCUCAAGUAGUGUUUGGCGAAGUUUACAAGAUGGGUCAAGACUUCGCCCAUUGGCUUUUGACAACAGCCCCACAGAGACUGAGCUCUAGAAUAGUGUCUGGUACAGGUGCAGCAGCAGCUUCUGUUGCAGGUUACUCGUAUGGUGCCACCGGCGAUGCUUACGCCAUUCUUCUAAUGAUUCGUUUGGUGCAGAACCAUCAAUACAACCUUCACAAUCGAUUCCACGUUCCAUCGAUGGAUGAUUACCACAACCGCCUUCUUCUCCAGCUCUGGCCCCAGUUCACUAGAGUUAUUGACUUAAAUUGUGAUGCACUCAAGAAGAACGUUCUAGGAACUGGGUCCUAUUCCUCAAAAAAUGCCCACCAACAACAAGCGCCGCUCAAUGUCACACAGCAAUUCUCACAAUUCUUAGCUGGUCUUCUAAGGCUUACAUUCGUUCACGACUCUGACCACGAGAAGCGGGGCUUCUUCCAAGGCGAGCCAAUCGCAAUGUCGAUAACAAGAAUUAGGAAUGAUUUCGAAGGUGCCCUUACCAAGACCAGUAACCAUAUGUUCGGAUCUGGUCGCAGCAAGGCCACGCAGAAGGAGGUGUUCCUCUUCAAUAAUUACUUUUUGAUCAUGACUAUCCUUCGAAAUGAGAUCAAGUGA